AUGGCGGCGGCGGCCCCGGUCCUCGCCCGCGGCGGCGGCCCGGCGUCGCGGCUGCGCCUGCUGUGCCAGCGCUACCAGGAGUACGUGAGGCGGCACCCGGCCGCCACGGCCCAGCUGGAGGGCACCGUGCGGGGCCUCUCCUACCUGCUGCCAGGUCGCUUCUCGGACUCCCACGCCUUGUCGGAGCUGGUCUACUCUGCCUCCAACCUCCUAGUGCUAUUAAAUGAUUGGAUUCUCCGAAAGGAGCUGCAGCGGAGCCUGCCCGUGUCGCUGCCACAGCAGAAGCUGCUGACCUGGCUGAGUGUGCUAGAAUGCGUGGAGGUCUUUGCAGAGAUGGGAACAGCCAGGGUGUGGGGGGAGAUGGGCCGGUGGACCAUCAUUGUCCUCAUCCAGCUGGCUAAAGCCAUCCUUCGUCUCCUGCUCCUGCUGUGGUACAAAGCUGGCAUCCAGACGUCUCCUCCCAUCGUGCCACUGAACAGGGAGCAGCAGCAGCCUCUCCACCCCCAAGACAUGGAAGACAACUGCUCAGGGAAGGAUCAGACCUACGUUGGCAGGCGUUCCAGCCGUGUUGUGCGCUCUCUCCAGAGCACCCCAUCCCUGCAGUCCCGGCACUGGGGGUCCCCCCAGCAGAGGGAGGAGUCACAGAGCCGAAGAGCAGAGGAGAUGAACCAGCCUCCCACCCCUCUGGGUCUCCAAGAAACCAUCGCAGAAUCCCUCUACAUUACCCGCCCUCUGCUCCACCUAUUGAGUUUAGGAGUGUGGGGCCAGAGAUCGUGGAAACCCUGGCUCCUCUCAGCAGUCCUGGACAUCUCGAGUCUGAGCUUGCUGAGUGAUCUGAAAGACCUGAACAGGCGAGAGCGAGCAGAGCUGAGGCGACGAACCAUCCUACUGCUGUACUACCUGCUGAGAUCUCCUUUCUAUGACCGAUAUUCAGAGGGCAGGAUCCUCCUCCUCCUGCGCUUGUUGGCCGAUUACGUGCCUGGAGUUGGCUUUGUCACACGGCCACUGAUGGAUUACUUGCCUGCUUGGCAGAAAAUCUAUUUCUAUAACUGGGGCUGAUGAGAAGAUGAUUAUUCUCUGCUUAGAUCAUGGCUGGAUGUUUCUAAGGAGGGCAAGCAGGCUGGGGGAGGGAUGUUGGUAAUGUCUAAUUUUCAGUUAAACCAUCAAUGAGAAGCUCCUGUUCUGCAGGGU
Molecule: messenger RNA, 1191 nt
Organism: Gymnogyps californianus (California condor)
Lineage: Eukaryota; Metazoa; Chordata; Aves; Accipitriformes; Cathartidae
Gene: PEX16
Product: peroxisomal biogenesis factor 16
Exons: 11
Coding region: 1-1059 (352 amino acids)
Biological process (GO): peroxisome organization
Cellular component (GO): peroxisomal membrane
Source: RefSeq, a predicted model, not a curated record